UCUCAAACAAAUCGUUGUUAUCUUUAGAAACAAUAGUUAAACUUAUAUCUUAUUAUCGUUGGUUACUUGUACCAUACAGUUCUAAGCGGAACGGAAAUCUGAUUUUCUAUAAAUGAUAACUGCUAACUAAUGAGUGGUGAGACAAGUGUAGUUUGUAUCUAUAUAUAUCAUGGAAAAGGCGAAAACUAUUGAGGUAGGUCUUCAAAUGGCGGCGGAAACAUCAGAAGGCUUACCGAGCAAUGAAGUAGGGAUGAAAAGGAAAAGAACAUUUAUGUCAAGCGCGAAAUAUAUUAUUUCGCACAUGACUAUAGAACCUGUAUUAGUUUUCUACAUCUUGCCUAGCAUGAUGAUUACUAUCGCAGUGCAAAACUUAAAUUUGGAAAAAGCGUGCAGAGUGAAUUUAGGUAUUUCUGCGGAACACUGCGAUGCCAUUGCCAAUCGAAGUGAAUUGGCUUAUCCCGAUUACCAAAGGGAUGAGGAACAAGUGCAAACCUUGGCUACUUAUAUGACAAUUUUGAAAAAUAUCAUAGAAAGUGUGAUCCCUGGGAUAAUCCUUCUAUUCCUUGGCGCAUGGAGUGAUAAGUUCCAGAAACGAAAGCCAUGCAUGUUAGUGCCCGUUUUAGGAGAUGUUCUAUCGGUAACUGGAUUGCUAUUUUGUACAUAUUUCUACUACGAAUGGCCGAUGGAAGUAAACUCUCUCUGUGAGUCAUUUUUUCCCGCAAUUACUGGCUCCUGGUUUGCCAUGUUCACUGGUGUUUACAGUUACAUUAGUGAUUUGAGUACGGAGGAAGAAAGGACAAUGAGAAUUGGUGCGGUAAAUAUGUUAGCAAAUGUUAGCAUGUGUAUUGGAACUGCAUUAAGUGGUAUUUUCUACAGAGUUGUGGGUUUCUAUGGGGUGUACUUAAUAGCGCUAUGCAUGUACUCUGUUUCAUUAGUUUAUGGAUAUUUUUUUAUCCAUGAUCCAAAAGAGGAAUCAUCCGAUAACGCAAUUGCACAAAAAAGCAAAGGGUUUCUCCGGGAUUUUUUUCAAACCGAACACAUAACGGAAACACUGAAAACUGUAGUAAGGACUGGAAACAAAAGGGGACGAAAAAAACGAGUUUGUGCAAUUAUGUUCUUAUUUAUUGUCAUUAUUGGCCCAGUUUAUGGAGAAUUGAAUGUAGUUUACUUUUUUGUACGCCUGCAGUUUGGUUGGGAUUCUGUUGAAUACAGCUUUUUCGCCACAUUCCAAUUUAUAACGAAUAUACUAGGUACUAUGUUUUCCCUAUCAUUUUUUACGCAAUUUUUAAAAUUGGAUGAUUCCAUUCUGGGGAUUAUAUCAUGCUCAACAAAAAUUAUGGCGUCUGGAGUUUACGCAUUUGCGUCUAGCCCGAUUUACUUUUACUUGGGUCCUAUUGUAGAAAUUCUAAAUGGAACCUCUUUCAUCGCAAUGCGGGCUAUGAUAACAAAGCUAGUAUUACCUGAAGAAUUGGGUAAAGUGAAUUCGUUGUUUGGCAUAUUUGAAGCUCUGGUACCGCUGAUCUAUGGACCUUUAUAUAGUAGAAUUUAUGCUCUAACAAUUGAAUAUUUUCCUGGAUGUUUUUACAUUGUGGGAGGAGUUUUAACAGUACCAGCGUUAUUUAUAUUUUACUGGCUCUAUUUGGAACACAAAAAAGAUUUGGAAGAAGACAAGUCUGCAAACGGUGAAGAAAUGAACCCUCUGAAUAAGAGUGAUACUGUUGAAUAUGUUAAUGCAUAGAAUAUCUACAUUGUUUGACCUUAUAAAUUAAAAGUCCGAAUAAGAAUAG
Molecule: messenger RNA, 1787 nt
Organism: Dendroctonus ponderosae (mountain pine beetle)
Lineage: Eukaryota; Metazoa; Arthropoda; Insecta; Coleoptera; Curculionidae
Product: proton-coupled folate transporter
Exons: 8
Coding region: 170-1738 (522 amino acids)
Biological process (GO): transmembrane transport
Cellular component (GO): membrane
Molecular function (GO): transmembrane transporter activity
Source: RefSeq, a predicted model, not a curated record